Messenger RNA from Helianthus annuus (common sunflower), 1230 nucleotides. RefSeq lists its product as uncharacterized. Lineage: Eukaryota; Viridiplantae; Streptophyta; Magnoliopsida; Asterales; Asteraceae. The record is from RefSeq and is a predicted model, not a curated record. The coding region runs from base 1 to 1230 and encodes 409 amino acids. The transcript has 2 exons. Gene Ontology annotation, molecular function: catalytic activity.
AUGAAGGUGGUUUCAAAUACUGAUGAUCUCGAAAGCAGCUCUGGGGAUACCCUUGUUGGCGAUACACAGGAAAAUUUACACAAGGUUGAGGUGGUUCCAAAUGAGCAUGAAGAAACUAUCAAAAUCAGGAAUUUGGUCGGUGCGGAUCUCAACGAUCACAUCAGAGGGAUCGAGGGGUCUGUAAAGGAAGGAUGGAUUAAGGAGUUAAAAGUGAGAAACAAGGUUGAUUUUUUUCUUAUUCAAGAAACUAAACAGGAGAAUAUGUCGAAUUUAAAUUGUGCUAAACUUUGGGGAAAUCAGGAGUGUGGUGUCGAAGGUGUCGAGGCGUCGGGUCUAUCGGGAGGUCUUCUUUGUGUUUGGGAUAAAGGGAUUUUUGAGAUGAUUAGCUCUGUUAAGGACAGGAAUUUUUUGCUUGUGAAUGGGAGAAUUAAAGGGAGUCAGGAGAUGAUAAACAUAAUAAACAUGUAUGCCCCUCAAAAAACUUCGGAUAAGUUGAUCCUAUGGAAUAAGAUUAGAGGGGCGAUGGACGGUUUUGCAGGAUUGUGGGUUAUUGCUGGUGAUUUUAAUGCUGUGCGGUGGCAUGAGGAGUGUAAAAAUUCGAGUUUUAAGAACACGUGUGCUAGGAAUUUUAAUGAAUUUAUACACGCUGCUGGGCUUGUGGUGUAUGAUUUAAAAGGGAGAAGAUUCACAUGCAUCAGAGACAAUGGUAGGAAAUUAAGCAAGAUUGAUCGUUUCUUGGUGUGCCCGAACUUUUUUCACAAAUGGCCUGAAGCUUGUUUGAGAGGCCUCUCUUUCAAACAUUCUGAUCAUUGUCCAUUGGUUCUCACUAUUGUCAAUAAGAAUUUUGGGGCCAAGCCUUUUAGAGUGUUUAACUCAUGGAUGAGGAAAGUUGGUUUCCAGGAGACGGCUGAGAGAGUGGUUGAUCUGCAGGAGGUUAGUAGUGGGCCUGUGGAUAUUAAGUUAAUGAGGAAAUUCGGUGCGAUUAGGAAUGCUCUCAAAUUUUGGAGAGCUGAUCUUAUGAAAAAAGAAAGUGAAAUGGUUAUAAAAGCGGAAGAAGAGUUAGAAGAUUUAGAAAUCAUUAUGGAGGAUCAGGACUUGAACGAGGUAGAGGAAUGGGCGUAUGUGGAAAAUAAUAAAGUAGUGAUGAACCACGGGGCAAAUAAGUGGGAGGAUAUGAAACAAAAGUCGAGAACAAGAUGGGUGAUGGAGAGUGUGAAACACGAGCCUUAA